AUGUCCAGCUCCACCAAUCUAAAACAUGAGAACGGUAGCCCUUCCGCUAUCAUCACCUUGACUCCCGAACGCGAAGGCCAAGUCGGCGGCGGCUCAAGGUAUUGCGUCAUCUCCCAACGUCAGGGCCAAGUCGGCGGCGGAUCCAAGUACUGCGUUAUCUCCCAACGUGAGGGCCAAGUUGGUGGUGGAUCCAAAUACUGCGUGGUCUCCUAG
Messenger RNA from Melampsora larici-populina 98AG31, 213 nucleotides. It is a transcript of the gene MlpPh10, whose product is annotated as pheromone precursor with three tandem repeats of a putative pheromone peptide. The coding region runs from base 1 to 213 and encodes 70 amino acids. The transcript has a single exon. Lineage: Eukaryota; Fungi; Basidiomycota; Pucciniomycetes; Pucciniales; Melampsoraceae. The record is from RefSeq and is a predicted model, not a curated record.